AAGACAGCAGAGGAGAUAGUAGAACAAUUUUUAGAGUGCUCAUAAGUUUACUAGGUUAUCAUAUUAUGUAAUAAGUAUUAAUAACAAUAAGUAAUAACUAUUAAUUAUUACACAAAACACAUUAUAAAAUAGUCAAAAAUAAUGAAUCGAAGUUCCUUUAGCUCAUAGAUGGCGCUAAAAGUAUACUUCGAAAUGUCAAUUGAUAACUUCAGGUAUCAUUUGUAGAUAUUUUGUUGACGUCCUGAAAAAUUAGCGAUCACAAUUCACGAAUCAGUACUCCAGAGGCAUCUGUUUGGUGUUGUUAUUUUAUUUUGUGUUUUGUUUUUUGUGCUCAGAAUAUUAUUAUUAUUACUACUACUAUUGUUACUUUCUCUUUUUCGUUUGUUUGAUUUUUCAGUUUACGUACACAAUUAAAAUUUGUAACUGUGAAGAGCACAAUUUCACAGACAUCAAUGACUAUUUAAUAUUACUACAUUGUGCAGCCAAAGCAAAAGUUGUGUUGAGUACACAGGUAAAUAUUUUUCAAACUAAAUACCACCACGGUAGUAUCACAAUUUGUAUACAAGAUAUUACAUUUUAAAAUUGAUGAAUGAAGGUAUUAUUCAUACUAGAUACCUACUUACUACAUUACUUAAAAAAAAAAAAAAAAACUACUGAAAAAAAAUUAAUGUUUCUCAUUUAUUUAUAGUUUUGAGUAAUGAUAAAAAUGUGACAUACACAUUGUACAAAUUAUGAUGUUAUAAUAAAAAAUAAAUAAAUCAAUAAUUUUUAUUUAAAUCCAACCCAAAAUUUGUAAUAAAUACUUAAUUAUUUGAUUUUUUUUUGAUAUAAUAUAAUGUCAAUGCCACAUUCAAACAAAAAUGUUUGUAAUUAUGCAUUUGAUUAUUUAUUUUAAAGUACACAUUUGUCUUUAAUGUAUCCCAAAGUAACUAUUUGUGCAGACAAAAUAUUAAUGUAUUAUUUUUAAUAGGUACAAUUUUAAAAUAUCAGUGUUAACAAAUUUUAUUUAAGUUGUUAAUUAUUGAAAUUUUCAAAGCUUAAUUCAUAUUUAUAAUCUUAAUUAACCCGGUUGUUUUUCCAAUAUAAUUUAAUUUGCAUAGCAUUAAGCUUAGAUAAUGAUUGUCACACAACACAUGACAUACAAGUGACCUAUUUUUUUAUGGUAAUAUUUUAAAGUUAUGUAUCCUAUUAUAUGUACAUAUUGCUAGUAUAAAAAAACGGAAUAGUAUAUUUACUCGUGUUUGAUUUAUAUUUAUCUUAAGUAAGUUAUGUGUAUAAUUUUAAAGACUAGAUUAUUAUUUUUAGAUCUAUAAAUAGUAUUUAUUAACUUAUUAGUUUAUGUGAUUUAAUAUAGUCAUCUAACUAAUAAUAAUAAUAAUAUUUAUGAAUGCGGACAAAAAUUUCACUCGAGAUUUCAAUAUUAAUUUAAAAUGAAACAAGUUAAAGAAGUUCAAUAGAUACCAUUUGUAAAUAUUAUACAGAAUUAAUUUAUUAUUUUUGAUAAGUAUUGAAUAAUACAUUUUUUUAUAUAUGAGUAUAUCUUUAAUGAUUGGGUACCUAUAUAAAUAUAAUUUCAAUUGAUGAAUUAUAAUUAUGUAAAUGUAAUGUAUAAAUGCAUACAUUCAAAUAAAAUUGAUUUGUAUUUUUAUAAAUUUUAAAGCUAUUAUGUUUUCUUUGUAGAAAAUUAUAAAUACUAUUUAAAUAUUACCUACCUACUUUGCAUGCAUAAUUUAGUUUUAGUCAUAAUAUUUAUUUACUUUAUUUCACAACAUAAUGUGCAGUAUAUUUUAAUUGCUAAUCAGAACUUAUUUUACUAGAUGACCUAUUGUUUAAACGGGUUUGUUAAGAUAGCUAGAGGAUAUUAUUGAAAUGUUAAUGUUGAAAAAUUCUUAAAAUUUGUAUACAGUACUUUAACCAUGUAGCACAAUACACAAAAUUCCUACCUAACUAUAAUUUUGUUCUAAUAACUAGAUUAAUAUAACCUUAAAAAGAUAAUUUGACUAUUAAAAAUAUGGUUUUGAACCUAUAAUUCACUAUCUAUUAAAGGUACAUUACAUUACAUUUACAUGUAAAUUAUUACGUUACAUUAUUAGGCAUCUUAUUACAUUUUAAUUAGUUACAUCAAUUUUUGUAUGAGUUAAAAGAAAUUUUUUUUUGCUAGUUCUAUAAUCCUGUAUUACUAAUCUCAUAAUAACCCAUAGAGCUUUACAUAACAUACACUUUAGACAAAAUUACAUAUUAUAUUUUCUUUAACUCAAAAAUCAAUUAUUUUAUUUCUGAGUUUAUAAUUUUGGAGUUAUAAAUAUGCCCUAUAAUAUUAUUUAUAAAUUAAAUUACAUACUUACCUAAUUAUUAUUAUAUUAUUUAAUCAAUUAAAUAUUACAUAGUAGUCUGUUUAAACCAUUCAUUAUCUAUUAUUUAAUAGUACACAUUAAAAAGAAAUUGAUUUUAUAUUACUCUGCAAUUAUCAACUUGUUUCAUUUUCAAAACAAUUAAAUAUAGAUACCUAGUAAUAAUUUAUUAUAAAAUUAAUUUGCUUUAGUAAAAAAUAAAUUUUAUUUAAUUUCUGAUGAAUAUUAUCGUUAAGUUUUUAAAUUAAAUAUUUUGUUUCUAAGGAAGACAAAUUUGAUCUGAAUAGCUAUAAACAAAAAAAAACCUUGGUAAAACUACAAGGUUAGUGUAGUAGUGGUUUAAUGUAACCAAAGUCAAGUUUGUUUUUGAGUUUGGUUGUUUACCUUGUUGUAGGUAUUUAAGACAUAAAAUUUUAAUCAAAACAUACGAGUUUAUUUCAAGCAUUUUAUUAAGUUAAAUCUCAUAAAAAAAAAAAAAUGUGAGCUGCAUAGCCAAUUAGUCAAAUUUUUCUUCCAUCUAUUUUGUUAUUUUGUAAUUUAGAAAUAUAUUAUAAAUAAUAAAUAAUUAAACACUUUAAUAAUGCAAUUCUACAACUAUAUACUAUUAACAAAAAAAAAAAUUUAAUUUGAGUCUCAAAAUGUGUUUUAAACUAUUUAAAGUUCUUUAACAUAAUAUGAUAUUUUUAGAUUUUUGAGCAAUAUGGCAGAAGCUCAUUCAGCAGUUGCAUUUUCAUUUUCAAUUACUCAUGAAGGUUGGGAUGUUAAUUUUGAUCGUGAAGUGUUACAUUUAGUUUGGGCAUCUGGAAUUCGUUCUUGGAAAAAACGUUUAGCCAGAUUCAAAGUAAGAUUUUACUUUUAUACCUAUUUAAAUACAAUUGUAUGACAAGAUUUAAAGGUAAAGUUAAAAUGACUAUAAAAAAUAUGUAUAAAUAUUUUAGAAUAAUGUGCGAAAUGGAGUUUUUCCCGCACCAUUACAAAGUCUUUGGGCAAUGAUGGGCAUAGUACUCGCUCUUCGAUAUGCCAAUAAUAAUUUUGUAAAAUAUACGGACACUAUAUUACAAUACUUACCCGGGUGAGUAAAUUAAAUAUUUCCAUCUAUUGUAAUAAAUUUAAUACAAUUUUUAUUUUUUUAGGACAAACUAUGUAUGGCAAAUAAUUUCGUGUUUUAUUUUAUCAUUAAUUUUUUGGUUAAUUGUAAUUUAUAUAGUAAGAUACACAUUAAAACUUCUGUUGAUCUAUAAAGGUAUUUAUUUAAGUUCAUAUAAUGUACUAUAAUAUACAGGAUCUGACUGUGACAGGAUUAUGCAAAAAAUUCCAACAAUUUAAUAAUGAUUCUGAUAAAAAGCUUUAAUUGCAAAGUUCCAUUGUUCAUGACCUUGCCCCAACCACUACUUCACAUGCUAUCAACUCUGCCUUAAAUAAUCUCGUUUUACUGUCAGUUCUUGUAUAUAAUAUUUUAAUUUUAAUUUUAAUUAUACAUUUUUUAAAUAUUUUGUGUAUUUAGGAUGGAUGUAUGAAAGUAGAGGCGGUGGAAAAAAAGUGUCGUUACAGACCAAACUUUGGGGUUUAGGUGUAAAAUUACUUUCUUUAAAGAGUAAACCAUUACUUUACAGCUAUCAAGGUUCAUUACCAAAACUUCCAUUGCCUCCAGUUAAUGAAACUAUGAAAAGAGUAAUAAUCAUAUUUGUCAUCUUAGAUUGUUUAAUUACUUGUAUUAAUUACAUUAAUUUUAUUUAAUAUUACAGUAUUUGAAAAGUGUCCGUCCAUUAAUGAAUGAUGCUGAAUAUGAAAGUAUGGUAAAGCUAGCUAAUGAAUUUGAAAAUGGUAUAGCAGUUAAACUCCAACGAUACUUGUGGUUGAAAUCAUGGUAUUUAUAUAAACAUACACAUGUCAUAGAUUUAUGAGUAAUUUAAAUUAUAUUUGUAUAUUCUAUAAUACAUUAUAAGAAUAAAAAGAAAUGUAUUUAAUGUUACUAUUAGUUUGAAAAGUAAGAAAUGAAUUAUUUUAUCUUUUAGCUAUCAGUUUUAUUAGAUUUCUCAUUUUACAUGGUAUAGUAUAUAAUUGUUUAAUAACAAUUAAGUUAUUUAAAAAAAAAAAAUCUGAUAGAUAAAUUAUUAAAUGUAUUAUAUAUAUGAAAGUUAAAUCAAAAUACUUCAAUUAUGUUUAUUUAAUUGUCUAACUUGGUUAUUUAAAAUAAGAUCAUGUCAAGACUUCUUAUUAGAAAUUAUAAACUUUUAAUAUAUCAAAAUAAAACUCUUUAAAUAAAUAGUUUUUAAUUAUAAAAUAAUUGAAAUAAUUUUAGAGCUGAAACACUAGUAGAAUAAUUUUAUUGAUAAGUUGAUAAAUGUACAAACUAAUUUAAAUCAACAGGUGGUCAAGUAAUUAUGUAUCUGAUUGGUGGGAAGAAUAUGUUUACUUAAGAAGUCGUACACCUUUGAUAGUCAAUUCAAAUUUUUAUGGCAUAGACGCUAUAAUGUUGCAUUCAACACAUAUUCAAGCUGCUAGAGCUGCAAUGAUAAUUUGGCAGUGUUUGCAAUAUAGAAGAUUGAUUGAACGUCAAGAGCUUGAACCGGUAUUUAAAAACUUGAAAAUUAAUAUGUAUUAUAAUUUACAUUGCCUACAUGUCUAUCUAUCUCAUGAUUUAGAUCAGAAUUCAAGGAUUGGUUCCUCUGUGUUCAUGGCAAUAUGAAAGAAUUUUCAAUACCACACGUGUUCCUGGAGCUGUAAGCGAUAAAAUUAUUCACUACAGCGAUAGUAGACAUAUUGUAGUAUAUCACGCUGGACGAUAUUUUAAAGUUAUUAUAUAUUGUCAAAAUCGUAUUCUUCAUCCUUGUGAAAUAGAAGUGUAAAUAUUAUUUUUGCGUAUUAUUUAUAUUUUAAAUGUGCUAAACAAUUUUUUUUUCAUCAUUUAGACAAAUACAAUCAAUUCUUGACAAUCCAGAGAAACCGUACAUUGGAGAAGAAAGAGUAGGUGCUUUGACUGCUGCUGACCGGACACACUGGGCAAAUACACGUACUCAGUUUUUUUUUAAAGGUGUAAAUCGACAAAGUUUAGAUGCUAUUGAAAAAUCUGCCUUUGUGGUUGCAUUAGACAACGUUCCAUAUGAGUACAGCUCUGUAAGUUUUAUUUGAUUAAAUAUUGAAUGUCCUAAAAAAAUUAUUUAUUAAAUUUAAGUGGUUGUAUUUAUUUAUGUAGAUCAAAUUCAAUUUAAAAUUGGUAAAUCUUGGUGAAAUACCCUCUAUGAUUUUUUUUUUUUUUUUUUUUUUAUAACAAUGUUAACUAGGAAGAUUCAAAAAAAUUAGAUGAGUUUGGAAGAAUAUUAAUGACUGGUAAAGGAUAUGACAGAUGGUUUGAUAAAUCAUUUACCUUGUGUAUUGGCUCUAACGGAAGAGUAAGAACCUAUAUAUUUUUUUUAACUGCUUAAUUAUGAAUUUACUUAUAUGAAUUAGUAAUAACCAUAUUAUUUUUAGGUAGGUUUCAAUGCUGAACAUUCGUGGUAAGUAUUUUUUGUCUUAAAAUAUUAUCAAGAAUUCACUAGUUUAUGUAUGGUAUAUUUGAGAAGUGCUUCAGAUAAAUUUUAAAUAUUGUUUUGAAUUUGGAUUUAAUAAGCGUUGUUACAGGGCUGAUGCUGCCGUAAUGUCUCAUCUUUGGGAGUUCAUCAUUUUUGAUGAAGCUGCAAAAUCUGGGUAACUUAAUGGGUCUAACUGUUCUAAAAUCAUAAAGUUUUCUGUGUAAUACUUUAUAACUGCUUGCUGGGAAAAUCUUUAAAUUUUUUAAGGUCAUGGUACUUUCAAGAAACAACAUAAUACAAUUCUUAGUCUGGGAUGUUUGGGUAAAUUAAACAUGCAUGUCAUAAAUAAUAUUCAUAUUUACCAUUAUAAUUAUUUAUUAAAUUACAAAAUUCAAAACAUUAUCAUUGAGUUAUUAUUUAUAACUUCAUUGAUAUAUUCAAAUAUGAUGAAAAUGAAAACUAAAUAAAGAAGCUUUUGAUAAUUUAUAAUAUUUGGUUAUUGUGUUUUCAUUGAUGACAGGGCAGAUGCACCGGUUAUGGGUCAUUUAUGGGAACAUUUUCUUUGUGGCGAUCUAGUUGUGGGGUAAUGAAUCAUUAAUCUAUCAUAAUUUUCUAAUUUUACAAAUGUUAUUCAUUAUAAAGGAACCCAUUUAUUUGGUAUAUAUGUUACAGUGAAAGAUGUAAAUGCGGUUAAAGACAUAAUUUUUCUAAAUAUUGUUAAAUGUUUUAAUUGUAAAUAUUAACUACUUAUUGACGUAAAUUAAUGAUACUGAACUUAACUGUUAAGAAGGAAGAAUAUAAAGGUGAAUUUAAUUUAGGUAGCGAUAAACAUUUGCUAAUAAAAAACGAUUUGGAGCAAAGUUCAAUCAUACAUAUUUUAAAAGUCUAUAAUAUUUACAAUUUGAAAAUAAUAAAUGUUGUAAUUUUUCCCUGGUUUUUCCCAUUUAUUAUUGAAAUUUUUAAGAAAAUCAAAAUUUUACCUUCCUAAUGUACCAUCCCAGUCAGAUUUCCUUCAAAAAGUUCUAAACUUGAAAAUUUGAAAAGUUCAUAGACAAAAAUAGUACAGUAAAACCAAUACAACCCUCACUCCGAUUAUUUAAAUAAGAAAGCUAUUAUAUACAUAUAAUCAUUAUUAACCAACAAACUUGAUAAAUUAUUCAAUUUACCAAUUUACACCUUUUACUUUUAUAUACAUAUAUAUAUGUAUAAAUAAUUUCUUGAUUUACUAUUAACAUCAACUAUCAAUUAUCAAUUAAAUUAAAUGUAUUAAAGAAUAGCGUGUCUCAAAUAUCAAAAAUAUGUAUUUUAUUAUAACUUUAGGAUAGAUGGGUUUCUUAGUAAUCUAUCUUGAUAAUACACAUAUAAGGUAUAUGGUUACAUCUUAGGUACAUUAUUUCAUAUACCCUGUUAACAUUUUAACAUUACACACAUGUCUAACCAUUACAUAUAAACAGUAAACACAUUUCCGCAUUUCAGUAAUGAAUAACUCAUAACUACUAAAAUAUUAUGGCACAUUUAAUAUUAAUAGCAUUAAUUAAUUUACAUAAAGAUAUCAAACAAAUGGACAUACAAAAGGUGUACCUGAAUUCGAUCCACCUAAACCUAUUCGACUUCAAUGGAAUUUGGAACCGGUUUUAGAAUCUAUUGAUAAAUCAUAUCAAGUAACAUUUUUAAUAAUUUUGUUUUGUUUAGUUGACUAGAUUAGUUUUAUUGUUAUUCCAGGUUGCAUUAACUUUAGUGAACGAUAUUGAUCUACGUAUUUUAGAGUUCAGUGAUUAUGGGAAAGGAUUCAUGAAAACCGCUAAAGUCAGCCCUGACGCUUUUAUUCAAAUGGCACUUCAACUAGCAUAUUACAGAGUAAUUAAUAUUUGUUUAUCAAUAAUAUACUUCUCUUAUAUUAAAUUAAUUUAUCAAACUAAGUAGUUAAUAAAUAUGAUAAUCAAACGUUGAUAUUUUUCGUAGGAUGCUGGUAAGUUUAGUUUGACAUAUGAAGCAUCAAUGACAAGAUUAUAUAGAGAAGGUAGGACUGAAACUGUGAGACCUUGUACAUUGGAGUCAUCAGCCUGGGUGAAAUCAAUGCUUGAUCCAAAUGUUGAUGUUAGCUAAAUUGUUGAUAACAUUUAAUUUCAAUUGAUGAUGAUUUUAAUUUCAUAUGUAUGUAUAGUUAAAUAAACGGAUUUGCUUAUUGAGAGAAGCAUGUUCAACUCAUCAAAGAGGUUACCAAGAUGCAAUGUGUGGAAAAGGAAUUGACAGGCAUUUGUUUUGCUUGUAUGUAAUUUCCAAGUAUUUGGAAGUUGAAUCACCAUUUUUAAAUGUAACUAUUAAUUAAAACUAGUUAAUGAAAUUUAAGGAGCAACUCAUUUGCAACAAAUUUUGUAACCUAUAAUUUAUAUGUUACAUUUUUGAGAAAGUUAUGUGAAUAUUAUCAUUAUGUAUUGUUUAAAAACAAAGAUAAUUUCUUAAAUUUGAUUUUGCAAUUAUAGUUUUAAAAUAUCUUUAUUUUUUCAAACUAUUCAUGUUUUAAUAGUUCUUUUUUCUUUUUUCAUACAGAAAGUAUUAAGUGAACCAUGGAGAUUGUCAACUUCACAAACACCUCACGGACAGACUACUCAGUUCGACUUGAGAAAAUAUCCAAAUUGUAUAUCUGCUGGCGGCGGAUUUGGGCCUGUAGCUAAUGACGGGUAUGGUGUUAGUUACAUAAUAGCUGGGGAGAAUUUAAUUUUUUUCCACAUAUCGAGCAAGAAAAGUUCCCUCCAUACUGUAAGUAUACUUUUUUUUAAAUGUUAUUUUUAUAUUGAUUCUCAUUGUACUGUUCUAAAGGAUUCAAGUAGGUUUGCAGUUCGUAUCAAGGAGGCUCUAAGUGACAUGAAAUCUUUACAUAAAGAUUGGGAAAAAAAUAUGAAAAAAUCUAGCUCAUAAUGUGACUGCAUAGUGUAUAAAAUAGUAUUUUGAUUUAUCAAUAGUAUUAAUUGAAAAGUAUGUUAUAAUAAUAAUACCUCAAAUGGUAUUUAAUUGAAAUCUUAGACUUGAUUUGUUAUUAAUCAACGAAAUUUGUAUUCUUUAUGUAUUAUUUUCAUUAACAAGUAUUUUAUUUUUAAUAACUAUUUUUUAAAACAUAAAAUGUGUUUUGUGAUUUGGUGGUAUUCUUAUUAGUUGUUAUUGACAAAAAACUAAGUUUAAGUGUCGAUUAAAAAUGACUAUAAAUUACUGUUAAAUUUACAAUGAUGUUAAAGUUUAUAAUUUAUUAAUAAGUGAUAAAAAUAUUAUUAAGACAAAAAUUUGUUUUUACUUAAAUACUUCAUGUUUAAUUGUCAUCAAAGCCAACCUUAAGAUUUGCAAGGCUCAUGGCGAAAUUUGAAAUACUUUCAUUUUUAUUAUACCUAUAAUUCAAUUUGUUUGGACACAAGGCUGGGCUUUGGCUCUUCUCCCCCCCCCCCUUUUAGGACAACUUUAAUUGUCAUCAAUUUGUUAAAUGAAAUAACUGCUACUUUGUUGAGCACAAAUGGUCUUAUGGAAUUUUAUCUUCUGAGUGAAAGGAAGAAUGUAUUGGUUUUUCCAUGAUGUUUAUUUUUUUAUAUAUAUAUAUAUAUACUGUGACAAAAAUGUUGUCUAUAUGGUACUAUAGGGAAGUAGUGUUUUGAUUUUCUCAGCGACUUUCAUAAUAUCUGAAAACCCGAGAUGAAACAUAAGAAAAAUGGG
Messenger RNA from Cinara cedri, 9562 nucleotides. NCBI's taxonomy places the organism in Eukaryota, Metazoa, Arthropoda, Insecta, Hemiptera, Aphididae. The record is from the annotation of a GenBank genome assembly.